Hyaloscypha bicolor E is the source of this 1080-nucleotide messenger RNA. RefSeq lists its product as uncharacterized. Gene Ontology annotation, molecular function: protein-L-histidine N-tele-methyltransferase activity. Bases 1 to 1080 code for a protein of 359 amino acids. Gene Ontology annotation, biological process: peptidyl-histidine methylation, to form tele-methylhistidine. The transcript has a single exon. Lineage: Eukaryota; Fungi; Ascomycota; Leotiomycetes; Helotiales; Hyaloscyphaceae. The record is from RefSeq and is a predicted model, not a curated record.
AUGUCAACAUUCAGCUUCUCCUUCUCAGGAGAUGACAUAGAAGAAGACUCCCCAAAUCCCACUGCCGAGAUCGAGGAAAGAAAGCAUGUCGCUGAGUCGGGCACCCUCCAACGCCCCUCGCCUUCAGUCUCAUCAGCGUUCCCCAUUUCCGGGCAGCCACUGCUACCACCCAAGUUAUGCUCUCCCACCGAUCUCUUAGCAACGCUACCGUCGAAAAUUGCGUACAGUACGCUGAGAAUUAAGCUCGAUGACGGAAGCGAGGUGAAGAUUCCCAGGAGGGAACUGUGGGAUGUUAGGGUACAGCUUAUGGCGGAAGAUGAGGGCAGCGGGGAGGGCAUGGUGGGGCUAGGCAAAGAUGAUGUGAAGACUGGAGUGUAUGAAGGUGGGUUCAAGAGCUGGGAGAGUAGUGUCGAUGUUGUGAGGGUUUUGGCUUCCCGGCCGGAGCAUUGGGCGUUCGGAGGAAAGGUGUUGGAGCUCGGAUGUGGGACUGCUUUGCCGACACUUGCAGUUUUGCAGUGGGUGUUGAAGAUCAGAGAUGAAGGUGCAGAGGGGAAAGGAUUGAGUUUGGGACUGGCGGAUUAUAACUCGAGUGUGUUGCAGCUUGUUACGUUACCGAAUUUGAUGUUGUCUUGGGCACAAGUCACGAGGACGGAGGGAUGGGAGGAGGAAGGGGAGCUGGAGAUUGAUGAGGAUCUUAUAGAUGCUUUCCUGGCAUCUCUAAGGAAUGUGAACCUUACGCUGUCUUUCUUCUCUGGAGCUUGGGGCCCGGAGCUUGUCAGGUUGGUAGGAGAAAAUAUGAGGUCAGUCUCCAGCCAGAUUACGAUCAUUGGCGCGGAAACGAUAUACUCACCGUUCGCUCUGAAAUCCUUCGCGGAAACUCUUCUGGGUCUGAUGGCUUCGAUGGAUGGGGAAAAAAAGACAGCCUUAGUGGCAGCAAAGAAGGUCUACUUUGGAGUUGGUGGAUCGAUGGAGGACUUCUGCGAGAUGGUCAGAGCUAAAGGUGCUCUUGUUGGACAGAUCAGAGAAGAAUCUGAUGGAGUGAGGAGAGCGGUGGUCGAGGUGAAAAUGACUGGAUCUUGA